GAUUCAUUUGUAUUCAAUGUCUUACUUAGGAUACGUCCUCAAAAUGCCAGAGAGAAACUGGAUAUGUGUAGGAAAUGUGUAACAUGUUAUGCUGAUCAAUUUCAAGUGGUAUUGGGCAAAGACAAAGCUUUUACCUAUGAUUUUGUUUUCGAUGAAAACAUCUGUCAACAGCAGAUAUAUGAUACUUGUGUUGAAUCUUUAAUCGAAAGUUGCUUUGAUGGCUACAAUGCUACAGUCCUUGCUUAUGGACAGACUGGAUCUGGUAAAACGUAUUCUAUGGGAACAGCUUUUGAUGUCAACGUUGAUCCGGAAAUUGAAGGGAUAAUACCGCGAGCUGUUAAUAAUUUAUUUAAUGGCAUAAAUAUUAGAAAACAAAAAGCAGCUGAAGAAAACUUACCUUCACCCGAAUUUAAUGUUACCGCUCAAUUUUUAGAGCUAUAUAAUGAAGAAAUUAUUGAUUUACUUAGUACGACUAGGAAUAUCGAACCUAAGGUUAAGAAAAAUUUAAAGAUACACGAAAGUCAAGAUGGAGAUAUUUAUGUUGCAGGUGCUACCUCAAGAACAGUGACAUCUCCAGAUGAUACAGCGAAGUGCCUCCAAGAUGGUACCUUGCUACGCACCACUGCUAGUACCAAUAUGAAUGCUCAAUCCUCCCGUUCGCAUGCUAUUUUUACAAUCAGCAUAAGGCAGACAAGAUUCGUAAAAACAAUAGAACAAUCUGACGAAUUAGAAAGUAUCAGUGCCAAAUUCCACUUUGUAGAUUUGGCAGGUUCAGAAAGAUUAAAACGUACUGGAGCAACUGGCGAUCGCGCUAAGGAAGGAAUAUCGAUAAAUUGCGGAUUGCUCUCGCUUGGAAAUGUCAUAAGUGCUCUAGGAGAUCAAUCGAAAAAGGCAACUCAUGUUCCAUAUCGCGAUUCAAAACUGACAAGAUUUCUACAAGAUUCAUUGGGUGGUAACAGUCGAACUUUGAUGAUUGCCUGUGCAAGCCCUUCAGAUUGUGAUUUCAUGGAAACGCUGAAUACAUUAAAAUACGCGAAUAGGGCUCGCAAUAUUAAAAAUAAGGUUGUGGUAAAUCAAGAUCAGGCUUCAAAACAAAUAGCAGCUCUACGUGCUGAAUUGCAACAGUUACGAAUUGAAGUCAUGGAAUAUCGCCAAGGGAAAAGAGUAGCAGAAUCCGAUGGAGAACCUAUUUAUAGCGAUCUACAUCAUGAAAAUGUCAUGCUUCAAGCAGAAGUUGACCGGCUACGCUCACGAAUUAAAGCGAUGCAGCAAGUUAUUGAUUCUCAAAAGGCUAGAAAUAUAAGCUUGGAAGUUAAUAAAGCAACUGAAAUGGUUGUAGCUGACCCCAGCAACAGUUUAGAUAUUUCCAAAGUCAUAGAGAAAUAUGUAGCGGAGAUUGAAAAUUUGAAGUAUGUAAUAGUUACUUGA
Messenger RNA from Trichoplax adhaerens, 1428 nucleotides. RefSeq lists its product as uncharacterized. The annotation marks the transcript as partial. The record is from RefSeq and is a predicted model, not a curated record. Lineage: Eukaryota; Metazoa; Placozoa; Uniplacotomia; Trichoplacea; Trichoplacidae. Gene Ontology annotation, molecular function: ATP binding; microtubule motor activity; microtubule binding. The transcript is spliced from 9 exons. Gene Ontology annotation, biological process: microtubule-based movement; mitotic spindle organization.